Bufo bufo (common toad) is the source of this 2304-nucleotide messenger RNA. It is a transcript of the gene KPNA3, whose product is annotated as karyopherin subunit alpha 3. The record is from RefSeq and is a predicted model, not a curated record. The transcript is spliced from 17 exons. Bases 85 to 1650 code for a protein of 521 amino acids. Gene Ontology annotation, molecular function: nuclear import signal receptor activity; protein binding. Lineage: Eukaryota; Metazoa; Chordata; Amphibia; Anura; Bufonidae. Gene Ontology annotation, cellular component: nucleoplasm; cytoplasm; nucleus. Gene Ontology annotation, biological process: NLS-bearing protein import into nucleus.
GAGCGCGCGCAGGGCGGGGGAGUGCGGCUGGCGCGGUCGUUGUGGUGUCGCAGCCGGUAACGGGAAGAAACAGAAAGAACCGCCAUGGCGGAGAGCGCCGGUCUGGAGAACCACCGGAUCAAAAGCUUCAAGAACAAGGGCAGAGAUGUAGAGACUAUGAGAAGACACAGAAAUGAAGUAACCAUAGAGCUACGAAAGAACAAGAGAGAUGAACACCUCCUGAAAAAGAGAAAUGUUCCCCAAGAAGAAAGUUUAGAAGAUUCUGAUGUAGAUGGAGACUUCAAAUCUCAAAAUGUAACGCUAGAAGCAAUACUACAGAAUGCUACCAGUGAUAACCCAACGACACAAUUAAGUGCCGUACAGGCUGCAAGAAAGCUGCUUUCAAGUGACAGAAAUCCACCUAUAGAUGACCUCAUAAAAUCUGGAAUUCUGCCGAUAUUGGUGAAAUGCUUAGAAGCGGAUGAUAAUCCUUCUUUACAGUUUGAGGCUGCCUGGGCAUUAACCAAUAUUGCAUCAGGAACAUCUGCGCAAACCCAAGCAGUGGUCCAGUCUAAUGCUGUCCCCCUAUUUCUGAGGCUUCUGCAUUCCGUGCAUCAAAAUGUCUGUGAACAAGCAGUCUGGGCGCUUGGAAAUAUCAUCGGUGAUGGUCCUCAGUGUAGAGAUUAUGUCAUCUCACUUGGAAUUGUCAAACCGCUCUUGUCCUUCAUCAACCCUUCCAUCCCCAUCACCUUCCUCCGGAACGUCACAUGGGUCAUUGUCAAUCUGUGCAGGAAUAAGGACCCCCCACCGCCAAUGGAGACUGUGCAGGAGAUUUUGCCUGCUCUUUGUGUCCUAAUAUACCACACAGACAUUAAUAUUCUAGUGGAUACAGUAUGGGCUUUAUCGUACCUAACUGAUGGUGGCAAUGAACAAAUUCAGAUGGUGAUAGAUUCUGGAGUUGUGCCAUACUUGGUGCCACUUUUGAGUCAUCAGGAAGUAAAAGUUCAGACGGCAGCAUUAAGAGCUGUGGGUAACAUAGUAACUGGCACCGAUGAACAGACUCAAGUGGUGUUAAACUGCGACGUUCUCGCUCACUUUCAAAAUCUACUGACGCAUCCUAAAGAGAAAAUAAAUAAGGAAGCAGUUUGGUUCCUUUCCAAUAUCACAGCUGGAAAUCAGCAACAGGUUCAAGCUGUUAUAGAUGCCGGAUUAAUCCCCAUGAUAAUACAUCAGCUGGCCAAGGGAGACUUUGGAACCCAAAAAGAAGCCGCAUGGGCAAUCAGCAACUUAACAAUAAGUGGCCGGAAAGACCAGGUGGAGUACCUGGUGCAGCAGAACGUCAUCCCACCGUUCUGCAACUUAUUGGCUGUGAAAGACUCACAGGUUGUCCAGGUGGUUUUGGACGGCUUGAAAAACAUUCUUAUAAUGGCAGGAGAAGAAGCGAGCACAAUUGCUGAGAUCAUAGAAGAGUGUGGAGGUCUGGAAAAAAUAGAAGCAUUGCAACAGCACGAGAAUGAAGAAAUUUACAAAUUAGCGUUUGAAAUCAUAGAUCAGUAUUUCUCUGGUGACGAUAUUGAUGAAGAUCAAAGCCUCAUUCCUGAAGCCACCCAGGGAGGUACCUACAACUUUGAGCCGUCAUCCAACCUUCAGGCAAAAGAAUUUAACUUCUAAGUGUGAUGCAGUGCAGCUUUCCUCUGUCCCUCAACUUCUAGCACCACCAGACGUCCACCUGUUGAAGACAAACCCUAAAAAGCUUCAAGACACAAAAAAAAAGCCUCUUCAUUUGAUGCUUCUAAAGCGAACCAUGUAUCUUUCACUUGCCAAAUGUCACUCACACGGACUGUAAUUGCAUUUGCAUGAGCUUGGUUUUCUUUGAAAUUCUAACAGACCCAGCUGUAUUUUUUACCUUCUCCAUUUGGCACUGUGUGCUGACUGCCACAACAUUCAGCCUUUUUAUUUUAGUUUUUUUGGUUAAGAAAAUUUCAUAGUGAUGGCAUAUCGGCUUCCUGUGGAAAAAGUAGCUUUUCUUGAAUCUGGUGCACUGUACAUCAAGACUUUGCUCUAAUGCAUACAUUGUGGAAGACUUUGCAAGAGUACAGUCUACUCUGAGCCUCCAUCUUCCUCCAUAGACAUUUUCAUAUUUUGAGGAACUAUAAAUUUAAUGGAUACAAAACAUGCAAGCCAAAAGAUUUUAAUUCAUGAAACUGAAUAAAACAUAACUUGGAUGAAUUAUUGAGGCAAACAAAAAUUCUGUUUGAGAGAAAACUUGUAACGAUGUCUCUUAGUAUUUCCCCAACUGCCUCCCAAGUCAGGAUUGGAAAAGUG